Messenger RNA from Arachis stenosperma, 2094 nucleotides. RefSeq lists its product as uncharacterized. The transcript has a single exon. NCBI's taxonomy places the organism in Eukaryota, Viridiplantae, Streptophyta, Magnoliopsida, Fabales, Fabaceae. The record is from RefSeq and is a predicted model, not a curated record. Bases 1 to 2094 code for a protein of 697 amino acids.
AUGGCUAGUGAGGAUAGUUUUCUAGUUCUAGUACACCACAGAGGAUCGAUUAAGAGAAAAACUCGGUCUGGGGUGAAGUUCACGGAUAAGGAUCCUCUAUGUAUUAUCAUGAGCCCCGCGACCAGUUACGAUGGUCUCGUGAGCUCUGUGCUUGGCAAACUUGGUCUGGAAGGAGUGAAGAGAGUUAAGAAGUUUUUCUAUCGCAUUCCAAUCACGGUGCUCCACGAUACGGUGAAGUAUGAUUGUUUCACGAUCGGGAGUGAUGAGGACUUGCAGGUCAUGUUUCUUUCUCGUAGGCAGUUUCCGGAGGUGAGGACACCGGAGCUGUUGGCUAAGUUCGUCGACGUGGUAUCUAGCUCUGGUGGGUCGAACCGGAAUGCCAACACUAUAGCUACGGCGGCCGGUUCGAGCUCGAGACCUGCGGUUGCUUCUUCCUCCGUUCCAGCGUAUGAGGCAGCGGUCCAGCCUGCCGCCUCCCCAUCGUUUGCUGUUGAUCUCGCCAGCAAUGUUGGAGACGAGGUUGGAUAUGAUGAACAUCAUCCGACUCAAUUACAGUGUCCUCCUCCGGCUGGUGUUGGCGAGGGAUUGUGUGAUGAUCCAGAUGAUGAUGAAGUCGAGCCGGAUAUUAUCGCUGAUGAAAGCGGUGAUGAUGUUGGAGCGAGUGAUCCGAUAAUUCCUACUGGUGGUUCUAGUUUUGGCACCAAUCAGUACCCACCCCAUUUCUCAUCUUUGGAUCUGGAUGCCAUGAGGCAGGACGGACAUCUUGGGCAGCUAGCUGGAUUUGGCGCCAGAGAUACCGACGGGUCUGCCGGUAUAACAGAGUUCCAGGUUGGUCAACAGUUCCAGGAUAAAGAUGAGGCGCUGUUGAGUGUCAAGACGUAUAGCAUCCGCCGAGGGGUUCAGUACAAGGUGGUUGAGUCUGACUAUCGCCGGUACGUGGGAAAGUGUUCUGAGUUUGGGAAUGGGUGCACAUGGUUGAUUAGGCUGAGCCUCCGACAGCGCAAGGGCAUCUGGGAAGUCAAGCGGUACAACGGGCCGCAUACCUGUCUUGCCACCUCCAUCUCCAGCGACCAUAGGAGCUUGGACUACCACGUGAUAGCGACAUUCAUCAUGCCAAUGGUUAGGGCUGACGCAUCCGUCAACAUCAAGGUGCUUCUAAAUGCAACGGCAGCACACUUUGGCUUCAGGCCUACAUACCGGAGGGUAUGGAUGGCCAAGCAGAAGGCGGUAGCAAUCAUCUACGGGGACUGGGAUGAGUCGUACAACGAGCUCCCUCGGUGGGUCUUAGGAGUUCAGUUGACUAUGCCUGGCACUGUAGCAGUCCUCAGGACCUGCCCUGUUCGAGUUGGUGGACAGGUGGAUGAGUCUCAGGCUUAUUUUCAUAGGAUGUUCUGGACUUUUCCCCCUUGUAUCGAAGCAUUUCGUCAUUGCAAGCCGUUGGUGAGUAUUGACGGCACCCAUCUAUAUGGAAAGUAUGGGAGAACGUUGCUCGUGGCGAUUGCACAGGACGGGAAUUCCAACAUACUUCCUGUGGCAUUCGCACUAGUUGAGGGUGAGAAUGCUGAGUCAUGGUCCUUCUUUCUCUCCCACCUCCGUCAGCACGUGACACCUCAGCCAGGUCUGUUAGUUAUUUCAGAUAGGCAUAACGGCAUCAAGGCAGCACUUGAUGCACCUGAUGGGGGAUGGCUACCUCCGUCUGCAUACCGAGCAUUCUGCAUUCGACACGUUGCAGCAAAUUUCGCCCUCACCUUCAAGGGUAAAGAUGCCCGGAGGCUUCUUGUCAACGCCGCAUAUGCGAAGACCGAGGUGGAGUUUGAGUACUGGUUCGACAUCAUGCGCUCUGAGAAUCCGGCAAUGUGUGACUGGGCGAACCGAAUUGAUUACUCGUUGUGGACACAGUACUGUGAUGAGGGCCGGAGAUUCGGGCACAUGACGACCAAUAUAUCAGAGUGUGUCAAUUCAAUCCUGAAGGGGGUAAGGAACCUCCCUGUUUGCUCGCUGGUUAAGGCCACAUACGGAAGGCUGGCUGAGCUAUUCGUCCGUAAGGGUAGGGAGGCCGAGGCUCAGAUGGGUACUGGACAACAAUUCAGUUAA